AUGGACUACGACUAUCUCAUUAAACUUCUCUGUGUGGGAGAUUCUGGAGUAGGGAAGACGAGCUUCUUAUAUAAAUAUACCGAUGGGGUCUUCCACACGCAGUUUAUUUCCACCGUUGGCAUAGACUUUAGGGAGAAAAGUCUGAUUUACCAACAGAAUGGGAGGCAGCAUCGCAUUCAUUUACAGUUGUGGGACACUGCUGGACAGGAGAGAUUCCGCAGCCUGACUACAGCUUUCUACAGAGAUGCAAUGGGAUUCCUUCUGCUGUUUGAUUUGACCAAUGAGGCAUCCUUCCUUGAAGUCAGGAAUUGGAUUGAGCAACUGAAGACUCAUAGUCUCUCUGAUGACCCAGACAUAGUCCUCUGUGGCCACAAAUGUGAUUUACAAGAAAAAAGGCUGGUGAACCAGAAUCGUGCGCGGGAAUUUGCCAAGAACUACAACCUGCCAUACUUAGAGACUAGUGCCAAAUCCGGACAGAAUAUCGACCGAGCUAUCGAGAUUUUACUUGACCGCAUUAUGAACAGAAUGGAGUCUUCAGUGGAGUACGCGAUGCUUUGCGCGUCGGGCCGUCGCCGUCAAUCUCUCCAGAAACUGCAAGCCAAUAAGGACAAGAAGUUUUGUUCAUGCUAA
This is a messenger RNA of Spodoptera littoralis (African cotton leafworm), 630 nucleotides long. The record is from the annotation of a GenBank genome assembly. Lineage: Eukaryota; Metazoa; Arthropoda; Insecta; Lepidoptera; Noctuidae.